AUGCUUCGUGCGCUGCUGCUGGGAGCGUCGUCUCUGUGGCUUUGCCAUGCUAUGCCAAAUACCACGGGCAAGAUUUGCCAGUGGGGCUGCUAUGAUGAAGAGGACGAAGCUUGCCACGCAGGGCUUACCAACAUGGCUUGUGCUGAGAUCUACGGGCAUCUUGUCGUUGUGAAUGCUUGUGGCAUCUUGCACGUGGAGUGGAUCCAGGUGUGCGACUGCGUUGACGAGGCGACGGGCCUGCGUGAUAACAUCACGGUCGCAGCACCGAGGCUGGCACCCGCAAAUCUGUACUUUUCGGUGCCUGCCUUCGUCGUCCUCUUCCGUGAGAGCCUGGAGGUCGUGAUUGUCCUAGCCAUCAUCAUGCAAUUCCUGACCAAGAUGAAGAACGACGGCCUCCUUGAGGUGGGUCUCUUCUACAAGUUCCGCCGCGAGGUCUACCUCGGAGCCUCCUUGGGCUUUGCUCUUUGCCUGCUCUUCGGUGUGGGCUUCCUGGCUCUGGCAUCCUUGACCUACCAGCUUUUUGAUGGCGAUAACGAGCGCAUCUUCCAGUUCUGCAUGAUGAGCCUCACUUGCAUCGUGCUGACCUUCCUCGCAGUGAAUUUCUACAAGAUGAUCUACUCCAAGGAGGCCCACGAGCGGAAGAUGAAGCGUCAGAUGGAGGAGACACUCGAAGCGACCCAGGCGGCUACAGAUGGGGGGGAGGUGGCUUUUGGCAAGAAGCAUGCCUUCUUUGUCUUGGCCUUCACCACGGGUCUUCGCGAGGGCUUAGAGUCCAUCGUGUUCCUCGUGGGCGUCAUCUCGGACGUUAAGGAUCUCAGUGCCUUGCCCCUGCCGAUCAUCAGCGCCCUGGUCUUGGCACGGCUUGUCGGGUGCUGUUUCUUCCAGGGAACAAAGGGUCUGAAAGUAGACUGGUUCAUGCGGGUUUCGGCUGUAUUGCUCAUGUGUAUCGCGGCCGGCUUCUUCUCGGCCUCCAUGCACCAGCUCCAGGAGCUGGAUGUUUUCGGCACAUGGAGUCCAAGAUCCGAGCGGCCCUGGCAGAACGUGAAUGUUUGGGAUGCCACCGUGUGCUGCAACGAUAAGACGAAUCGAUUCUUCGUCCUGAUGAGGGCUCUCUUCGGUUGGCAGGAUCAGGCAACACCUAUCGAGAUUAUCGCCUACAUCUUGUACUGGGUCGUGGCGACCAUUAUCGUCAGCCUCAUGGUGUGGCACGCUAAGAAAAAGAUGCAGAAGAUGGUCGAGAAAUGGCGUUUGGAAGAUGAGGCCUUGAAGACCGCCCGUGAGGAAGAGCCCACGACCAUCGGCCUUCAAGCCGAGAAGGAUGAGAAGCUCGAGUGUUGA
Molecule: messenger RNA, 1338 nt
Organism: Symbiodinium sp. CCMP2592
Lineage: Eukaryota; Dinophyceae; Suessiales; Symbiodiniaceae
Source: the annotation of a GenBank genome assembly